Messenger RNA from Diospyros lotus (date-plum), 3178 nucleotides. Its product is annotated as receptor kinase-like protein Xa21. The record is from RefSeq and is a predicted model, not a curated record. Gene Ontology annotation, biological process: protein phosphorylation. Gene Ontology annotation, molecular function: protein binding; ATP binding; protein kinase activity. NCBI's taxonomy places the organism in Eukaryota, Viridiplantae, Streptophyta, Magnoliopsida, Ericales, Ebenaceae. The coding region runs from base 1 to 3150 and encodes 1049 amino acids. The transcript has 4 exons.
AUGUCUACUUCUAGCUCUGUUUGUGACUGGAUUGGAGUCUCCUGUGGGAUAGGCAUAGGCCAACAGGAGAGGGUCACAGCAUUGAAUCUUUCAGAGAUGGGUCUCACAAGCACCCUCUCUCCACAACUGGGUAAUCUUUCAUUCCUUACCUUGCUUGACCUUAGUUUCAACAGUUUCCAUGGAUCUAUACCCGCCGAGUUGGGCCAUCUGCAUCAACUAAAAGAGAUUAAUUUGGGGAACAACAACUUCAGUGGAGGAUUACCAUCUUGGUUUGGGGCCUUACCACAACUACAGAACUUGCUUCUUCCCAACAACAGUUUCACAGGCAACAUUCCAACAUCACUGUGCAACAUUUCAAAGUUGGAGACAUUGAAUAUUGGGUACAAUCUUCUACAAGGAAAAAUUCCACGAGAAAUUGGUGAAAUUCCAUCGGAGAUAGGUCAUCUUGUCAAUUUGGAGCAAAUGAAUUUAGCUAGUGGAUCUCUUACGGGGCAUAUACCAUCCGUUAUCUUCAACAUCUCUUCAUUGAAAAUAAUUGAUCUCUCAAACAAUAGCUUGUCUGGAAAUCUGCCCCUGGACCGUCAUUUUGAUCUCCCUUUUCUUGAAGAGCUAUAUCUUCAUUCGAAUCAACUUUCUGGCCAAUUUCCGCCUGGCUUAUGGGAGUGUAGACGCCUUCGAAUUUUGAUUCUGUUAGACAAUAAUUUCACAGGCAGCAUAUCUAACAAGAUUGGGAACCUUACAUUACUUAGAGAUUUAUCCCUUCGAAAUAACAAGUUGACAGGUGCAUUACCAGAAGAAAUUGGUACCCUUAAUCUUGAGAGAUGGAGCAUUAGCGGUGCAAGCUUAACUGGCUCAAUUCCCUUUCAAAUCUUCAACGCAUCAAGAACAAAACUCAUUGACCUGGCUGACAAUCAGCUUUCAGGUUACCUUCCAUCUAGCCUUGGCCUCAGGCUUCCCAAUCUUGAAGAGCUUUACCUAGGCUAUAAUAAACUCAGUGGGAUUAUCCCAGGCUCUAUUGGCAAUGCCUCCAAGCUUACCAUCCUAGUCAUGGUUGCCAACUCAUUUAGAGGCUCCAUACCCGAUACAGUUGGUAAUCUAAGGCUCCUGGAGCGGCUCCAUCUUUCUGGAAAUAAUCUGACCAAGGAGUCUUCUACUCUUGAAUUAAGGUUUUUUACAUCUUUAGCAAAUUGCGGACGUUUAAAAUUUCUGGCAAUAGCAUUAAAUCAAUUCAAUGGCAUCAUCCCUGCUUCAAUUGGCAAUCUCUCCACUUCGCUUCUGUACUUGGAAGCAUUUGAUUGCAAACUUAAGGGGGAGAUUCCCAGUGGCAUUGGUAACUUGAGCAGCUUGGGGGGCAUAAGUUUAGAUAGCAAUGAAUUGACAGGCUUUAUCCCAAGAACAAUUGGAAGGUUGCAGCACCUAGAACGCUUGUAUCUUGAACACAAUAAGCUGGAAGGAUUCAUGCCCAAUGAUUUUUGUCAGUUGAAUAAUUUGGGAGACUUGUAUCUAAGCGAUAAUAAGCUCUACGGACGGAUACCCUCAUGCUUGGGUGAACUUAAAUCCCUAAGACGGAUCUACUUAGAUUCCAACAAUUUGACUUCUGCAAUUCCUUCAACCUUGUGGAGCCUUAAAGAUCUCGUUGGUUUAAAUCUAUCCUCAAAUUCUCUUGGUGGCUAUAUACCACUUGAUGUUGAGCAUAUGAACGUAAUAACACAACUAGACUUGUCUUGGAAUCAGUUAUCGGGCAAAAUCCCAAGUACCAUUGGAGGAGCACAAACAUUAGAAAUUCUUUCCUUGGCACAUAAUAACCUACAAGGGCCUAUUCCUGAGUCACUGGGAAACUUGAUCAACUUGGAAUUUGUGGAUCUCUCUAAUAACAAUUUAUCUGGAGGCAUUCCUACCUCAUUAGAGGCACUCAGGUAUCUUCAGUAUUUAAAUGUGUCCUUCAAUAGAUUGCAAGGAAAAAUUCCCACUGGAGGACUUUUUGCAAACUCCACAGCUCAAUUAUUUAUGCACAACUAUGGACUGUGUGGUGCCCAUAGAUUGCAAGUCCCACCAUGCAAAACUAGAAGCCUUCAGCAUCGCAGGGCACCAGUUCUGCCAGUAUUGAAAUACGUUUUACCUGUACUUGCAUCUAUAAUUCUUGUGGUGUCGGUUCUCAUACUUGUUUGGCUAAGAAAUCGAAAAGUCAAAACACAAUCACAAACUCCAGAAGAUUCACGCCCUGCUGAGUGGAGAGUGGUCUCAUAUCAAGAACUCUACCGGGCAACAAAUGGGUUCGGUGAAAGCAACCUACUUGGUAUUGGAGGUUUUGGUCGUGUAUAUGAAGGAACACUGUCGGAUGGGAUGAACGUCGCUAUCAAGGUCUUCAACCUGCAAAUAGAAGGAGCACUCCAGAGUUUCGAUGCUGAAUGUGAAGUAAUGUGCAACAUCCGCCAUAGAAACCUCGUCAAAAUCAUUACCAGCUGCAGUAAUGUGGAUUUCAAAGCCUUGGUCUUGGAGAAUAUGCCCAAAGGGAGCCUUCAGAAGUGGCUAUAUUCUGGCACUUGUUUUCUGGAUUUCCUGCAGAGAUUAAACAUGAUGAUCGAUAUUGCAUUAGCAGUCGAAUUUCUUCAUCAUGGCCAUUCAACGCCCAUUAUUCAUUGUGAUCUGAAGCCGAGCAACGUCCUUCUAGACGAAGAUAUGGUUGCCCACGUGAGUGACUUUGGUAUCGGCAAACUUCUGGGCAAAGGAGAAUACAUGGCACUAACCAAGACCCUGGCUACGGUUGGAUACAUGGCACCGGAGUAUGGAACGGAAGGAAUGGUAUCCACAAGCGGUGAUGUCUACAGCUAUGGAGUCAUGUUGAUGGAAGUAUUCACAAGGAAGAAGCCCACGGAUGAAAUGUUUGCUGAAGAAAUGAACCUCAAGUCUUGGGUGAAUCAAUCACUGAAUGGGGGCUCAAUGCUUGAAGCCAUGGAUGCCAGUUUGAUUGAACAAGAAGAUCCACAUUUGUCUGCAAAGGAGCUUUGCGUGUCAUCUGUCAUGCAAUUGGCCAUGGAUUGUGUGAAGGAUCUGCCCAGGGAGAGGAUCAACAUGAAGGACGUUGUGGCUACACUUCACAAAAUCAGACUCGGCUUUCUCUCAAAUGUUAGAGAAGGCAACACUCUUUGAGGAGUGAGACCGAACAAAUGCAAUCAAG